UAUUCUUAGGCCACGAAAAGCCUACAAACUAAUGAAUGAAAGAUUGUCUGUCACUUUCAGGUACAUUCUCAACUGCUGUAACUAUCUUCAACCAUGGCUACCAAUUCCAUUUUCUCAUCUUCCUUUCGAUUAGUCACUACCACAAUCCCUCUCUCCCUCUUCCCCAAAACCCCAGCUUUCCUUCCUUCUCUGAGAAAAACUCUCUUCUCUAAAUCCAUCACCUUCCAGAGACUUCCAUCAUCAUCACCACCGCCGCCGCUGCCAUCAUCAUCCAAUUCCCUUCAACCCAUCGAAGACCUUCCCCCGAAGCUCCAAGAAAUCGUCCACCUUUUCCAAUCCGUCCGCGAACCAAAGGCCAAAUACGAACAGCUCCUCUUCUAUGGCAAAAACCUCAAACCCCUCGAGCCCCACUUCAAAACCAACGACAACAAGGUCCAAGGUUGCGUCUCCCAGGUCUGGGUCCGAGCCUACCUCGACCCCAACCGCGACGUCAUCUACGAAGCCGACUCCGACUCCGGCCUCACCAAAGGCCUCGCCGCGUUGCUCGUUCACGGCCUCUCGGGUCGACCCGUUAGUGAAAUCAUUCGGGUCACGCCGGAUUUUGUCACGCUGUUGGGGUUGCAGCAGAGCCUGACCCCCUCGAGGAACAACGGGUUUUUGAACAUGCUUAAAUUGAUGCAGAGAAAGGCGUUCAUGCUGUACGUGGAAGCUGAAAGGGGUGGUGAGUUCACUGAGUUGAAGUCACCCGAGUCGAAUUCUGAUAGCAUUGUUGAAAAUCCUUCAAAGGGUGGAGAAAGUUCUGAACUUGGUGAGGGUGAUGUUGGUUUGGAUUCUGAGGGUGGUGUGGAAUUGGGAGGGAGGGGGAAGAGGAUAAGGGAGAAGUUGCAGAAGGAGCUUGAGCCUGUUGAGUUGGACGUUGAGGAUGUGUCUUAUCAGCAUGCGGGGCAUGCUGGGGUUAGAGGGAGUGAUGGAGAAACGCAUUUCAAUGUUAAAGUUGUGUCUAGGGAGUUCGAAGGGAAGAGUUUGGUUAAGAGGCAUAGGCUUAUUUAUGGCCUUCUGCAAGGGGAGUUGGAAACUGGAUUGCAUGCCCUGUCUAUCGAGGCGAAGACGCCGGCUGAAGCUGAAGGAUGAGAGUUCAUUAGGCUGCAAGAGAGGUCAAGGUUUUAUGAGUUUUGUUUGUUGAACCAUAAUGGUGCUCGGUGUUGGUUAGAAGGGUAAAUUCUAUUUGUUGGAAACCUACGCUCAUGAAUGCAAUAGAAUGGAUUUAGAUUUGUUGAAGUUGACGCUUUCACUCCAAUAAUGUUAUUGUGAACAAGUCCCGUGUUGUUACCUAAAUUUCUCUGCUAACGGAGGAUUUAACUAAGGUUCCCCAGAUAUCAGAAGAUGUAAAGGCCAUGGUCAGAUCAGAUGCAAAGGUUUUAUUGGAAAGAUUUUCGCUACUGUUUCUUGUCCUGUUGGAAAGUCAUAUGCAGAAUUGACUCUGGGAUUCAACCUUCAAACAUAUGGUUGCUGAAGACUAAUAUAUAGUUUCUACCUCCAUGGUAGUGGUGGUGCUACCAAGUGAAUGGCUGUCAGAAUUGGAAACCAAAGUGAUCAAAAAGUCAAAUAGAUCAGUGGCUAUAACUGCAGAGGUCAAGUCCUCUUUGUGCAGAGUCCUCCUUUUGCCUUGGAUGGCCAUGAUCCAGGACCUUCUAGUAAGUUCCUCAAUGAAGAGCUCACAAGCCUUGGAGAAGAUAAUUGGAGCCUCCCCUGAUAUCAUUUUAACAUCAUCCCCUGACUUCUUCAUGAUCUUCUUGAUCCUUGCCAAGGGCAGAGAGUGGGGUCCUGUCCUUCCUGAUACCCCUCCACACAGUAACCCUGAAUAUGCACCAGCUUGUCUCAUAUCUGUUCUACUUCUGAGUUAAUUUCAGCUUCAAUGCUCUCUGAUAUUACUCUUAAUUGUAGCUUCAGUGUUAUAUAUACACCAUUUUCAUUUGAAUCUUUCAUAGUAAAACUCCAAUAACAUGGCCGGCCAAGCCUGCUUUUAGCUCACAAA
Messenger RNA from Vigna radiata var. radiata (mung bean), 2035 nucleotides. Its product is annotated as sufE-like protein 1, chloroplastic/mitochondrial. The record is from RefSeq and is a predicted model, not a curated record. NCBI's taxonomy places the organism in Eukaryota, Viridiplantae, Streptophyta, Magnoliopsida, Fabales, Fabaceae. The coding region runs from base 94 to 1131 and encodes 345 amino acids. The transcript is spliced from 3 exons.